AUGAAUGGACAAUUAGAGCGGCUGGAAGGCGAAGGAAUAAGUGUUGAAAUCAUACCUUUACAUCAGAAUAUCAAUUCUUCUGAUACGAUAGUUGAUUAUUUGGAAAUAACCAAUGGUUAUUUGCCGACUGAUCCUGUUUACGCCUUUUAUCGACGUGAUUUAAGAACCUCUUUCACUGGAGGAAAUUUCUUGACACUAAAAUAUUCCAAAAUUUCUCAUCGUAAUUUAAAUAAUAGUUUUUUAAUAGAAUACGAGACUUUCUACCACAAUAAUAUUUUUAUCGAAAGUAAUGAUACUUAUUAUCUUGAAUCGCCCAAUUAUCCAGAAUCAUAUGCAGCAAACAAAGAGUGCCUUUGGAACAUACAAGCUCCCGAUAACCAUGGAGUAUCGAUUAAAUUUUAUGAUUUUGAACUUAAAGAGAGUAAAGAUUGUGUUGAUGAUUUUCUUGAAAUUCGACACGGCAAUCUUCCUAACGAUCAUCAUACUGAAAUUUAUUCUGCUAUUACUGCAUCACCGGUUUAA
Cotesia congregata is the source of this 522-nucleotide messenger RNA. Lineage: Eukaryota; Metazoa; Arthropoda; Insecta; Hymenoptera; Braconidae. The record is from the annotation of a GenBank genome assembly.